AUGAUCGUCCUACGAGUUUGGCCUCUCUCACGCUGCUACAAUUCUUGCUAUUGGAUAUAUGGACUCCAAACUUCAACUCUGGUUAAGAAUCUAGAUGGUCCUCACAGAAAAGCCCUUAUUUCGCAGAUAUAUGGACUGGAGUGGAACAGGCAUCACAAGGAGAUACUAGGUGGAUGUGGUUUGAGUUGCAGAGGAAAGGAAAACAAGCUAUGCUUGUGGAAGCACCCUUCCAUGACUAAAGUUGGAGAACUUAAAAGAGUCCUUGACCAGUUUCCCAGACAAGACGUACGCACGUUUAUAUCUCUUCAUAUUAUGCUCAAUAUGAUUAUUCAUGCAUCCAUUUCAAAUGCGUAUCACAUUUUUGCGCAGCAGGGUUUUGAAAAUCCACGAGAAGCAACUGGUCGUAUUGUAUGUGCCAAUUGCCAUUUAGCUAAUAAGCCUGUGGAUAUUGAGGUUCCACAGGCCAUACUUCCUGAUACUGUAUUUGAAGCAGUUGUUAGAAUUCCUUAUGAUAUGCAACUGAAACAAGUUCUUGCUAAUGGUAAAAAGGGGGCUUUGAAUGUAGGGGCCGUUCUUAUUUUACCAGAGGGGUUUGAAUUAGCCCCCCCUGAUCGUAUUUCGCCCGAGAUGAAAGAAAAGAUAGGCAAUCUGUCUUUUCAGAACUACUAUCCCACUAAAAAAAAUAUUCUUGUGAUAGGGCCAAUGCCUGGGCAGAAAUAUAGUGAAAUCACUUUUCCUAUUCUUUCCUCGGACCUUGCGACUAAUAAAGAUAUCCACUUCUUAAAAUAUCCAAUAUACAUAGGUGUUAACAGAGGAAGGGGUCAGAUUUAUCCCGACGAGACCAAAAGUAACAAUACAGUUUAUAAACUUUGUUGA
Pistacia vera is the source of this 876-nucleotide messenger RNA. RefSeq names its product cytochrome f-like. The transcript has 6 exons. The coding region runs from base 1 to 876 and encodes 291 amino acids. Gene Ontology annotation, molecular function: iron ion binding; electron transfer activity; heme binding. Gene Ontology annotation, biological process: photosynthesis. Lineage: Eukaryota; Viridiplantae; Streptophyta; Magnoliopsida; Sapindales; Anacardiaceae. The record is from RefSeq and is a predicted model, not a curated record. Gene Ontology annotation, cellular component: thylakoid membrane; chloroplast.